AUGGCCCUGGAUGAUGAGACCUUUGCAAAGUACAAAAGUCAGAUUCUUCCGAAGGGUGCCGACAGCGUGGCCCUAGAAGCCUUCUUGAAGUUUCACCAGGCAGUCUGGGACAAUCAGCCGCCUUCGGUGCGCCGCUUUGCUGGCUGCCCAGAGGCGGGUGGAGACAGCACUGGGUCGCUUCACGUUGGCCUCUCGCCUCUGUCCAAAUCCAAGCAGGGCUCAAUGCGAAAGCUCCCGAGCUUGAAGCUGCCAGGGCCAAGCCAAGGCCUUUACAAGGAGGCCUUGGAGAACGAGGACGCCCUCAGAGCAGCCUUCUACAGGUACACGAACGGACAACUCUACCUGAGCCGCAGUCAGAUGCCAUCCGUUCUGAAGGACCUGGGCAUCACGCUCCCUUCAGCUCAGUCUACACAGUUGGACAAAGAUUUCUUCUCCACGUUCUGUGAUCAUGAGUUUGACAGUGCCGACGAAAACAAAGACGGGAAGGUAUCUUUCCAGGAGUGCGUGGCCUACCAAAACCGGUAUCUCUCCAUGAUGCAGGCCACCUCCCUGGGCAUCAUCAAGUCUUUCAGGACUUCGGUGGUCAACAAUACGACCCCGACAUCCGGAGGGCAUCGGUGA
This is a messenger RNA of Symbiodinium necroappetens, 621 nucleotides long. The record is from the annotation of a GenBank genome assembly. NCBI's taxonomy places the organism in Eukaryota, Dinophyceae, Suessiales, Symbiodiniaceae.